Molecule: messenger RNA, 452 nt
Organism: Aspergillus caelatus
Lineage: Eukaryota; Fungi; Ascomycota; Eurotiomycetes; Eurotiales; Aspergillaceae
Exons: 1
Coding region: 47-346 (99 amino acids)
Source: RefSeq, a predicted model, not a curated record
CCAUAUCUAUGCAGUGAGAACCCGCCCCUGACUGAUUGUCUCUUGGAUGGCCCGCUUCGCCCAAGUCGAUAACGUCACCUUCCUGUUUGUUCUGCCACCAUGUGCCGUGGCCCGCGGCUGUUUUAUAGUACCGUCGAGGGAGGCCUUGAAACACAUGUCUCCCCCUGAGCGACGCGCGCAUGCAAAGUUGAGGAUGGGAGGGUACAUCGUGGGGCAUCCAGAUUCUGCCUGGAGUGCUUUUACGUUCUGCGUUGCGCUAAAGCGUGUAGCUCUACUUGACCAACAAGAAUACCGACACGGCUACCGGAGGGCCCGAGGGAUUGGGGGUUGUUUUCCCUACUUUUGAAUUAUCCGCGUCUCAACCAGAGACAAAUAAACAUAUCGUGAUGGCGCCAAGGGGAACGCUAAAAACAAAGAAAAAAAAGAAACAAGAAAGGGAUGGGGAGGAGAAA